GUACUUCUAUUGGGUAAAGCUGUAGCGUCUGCCUUAUCAGGGUCGUUAGCAAUUAUAUCGUCUUUAUUAGAUAGUUGUGUUGAUUUGGCUUCCGGUGGAAUAAUGUGGUUUACUGCUCGUCAAAUGCGUAAAAAGAAGCCAUACAAAUACCCAGAAG
This is a messenger RNA of Schistosoma turkestanicum, 157 nucleotides long. NCBI's taxonomy places the organism in Eukaryota, Metazoa, Platyhelminthes, Trematoda, Strigeidida, Schistosomatidae. The record is from the annotation of a GenBank genome assembly.